UUCACACACACUCACACAGUUGAGAUUACAUAAAACACCACAAUACUCUGCCUUCACAAAACAAUACUCUGUUUUUUCUUCUUCCUCGAAAUGGCUUCCUCUGUUCUCUUCCUACUCUCAAUCUUCUUCACCUUUCUCUCUCUACAAUCUUCUCUCUCUAACUCAGCCAUACUCCUCCCCUUAUCCCACUCUCUCUCCACCACCCUUUUCAACACCACCCACCACCUCCUCAAGUCCACCGCCACCCGCUCCGCCUCCCGCUUCCGCCGCCACCGCAGCCGCGUCUCCCUCCCACUCUCCCCCGGCGCCGACUACACCCUCUCCUUCUCCAUCGGCGCCGAGACAAUCUCUCUCUACAUGGACACCGGAAGCGACGUCGUUUGGCUGCCCUGCCACCCCUUCGAAUGCAUCCUCUGCGAAGGCAAAUACUCCCCCUCCGCCGUCUCCCACCCCGGCCCUCUCAACCUCACCUCCGCCUCCCCCACCUCCUGCAACUCCGCCGCCUGCUCCGCCGUCCACUCCUCCCUCCCUUCCUCCGACCUCUGCGCCAUGGCCGAAUGCCCCCUCGAGUCCAUUGAAAUCGACGAGUGCAACCCCUUCCACUGCCCGCCGUUCUACUACGCCUACGGCGACGGAAGCUUCGUCGCCAGGCUUUUCCAGGACACGCUGUCGUUCCGUGCGGCGGCGCCGCCGCUGGAGCUGCCGAAGUUCACCUUCGGCUGCGCCAACAGCGCCCUCGGAGAGCCGAUCGGUGUCGCCGGAUUCGGACGUGGACUGCUAUCUUUGUCGGCUCAGCUCGCCAGAAGCUCGCCGGAGAUCGGAAACUACUUCUCUUACUGUUUGAUUUCCCACUCGUUUGACGCGGACCGAGUUAGGCAACCGAGUCCACUCAUUCUGGGUCGGUACGAGGAAAAAAUCAAGAAAGAGGGUACAACAACUACUACUACUAACGUUGUUUAUUACAGCUACACGCCGAUGCUGAAUAAUCCAAAGCACUCGUACUUUUACUGUGUGGGGUUGGAGGCGGCGUCGGUGGGUGGGAAGAGAAUUCCGGCGCCGGCGAGUUUACGGAGGGUCGACCGGAGGGGAAACGGCGGCAUGGUGGUGGAUUCCGGGACGACGUUCACUAUGCUGCCGAGAAAAUUCUACGAAUCGGUGGUCGGCGAGUUCGACCGCCGCGUCGGAGCGGUUUUCCGACGGGCGAAUGCGGUGGAGGAGCGGACUGGGCUGAGCCCGUGCUACUAUGCGAAGGAGGGGGAGAAAUUCUUCGCCGGCGUGCCGCAGUUGGUGUUGCAUUUUGGAGGGAACUCGAGUGUUGUGAUGCCGAGGAGGAAUUACUUUUACGAGUUCUCCGAUGCGGCGGCGAAGCGGGUGGUGGGGUGCGUGAUGUUUUUGGACGGCGGCGAUGAGGCGGAAGGCGGCGGAGGGCCGGCGGGGCUGCUGGGGAACUACCAGCAGCAGGGGUUUGAGGUGGUUUACGAUUUGGAGGAAAAACGGGUCGGGUUUGCCAGGAGGAAGUGCGCUUCUAUGUGGGGAUAAUUUGAACUAUGGGGAUCACACGUGCGGGCUUUGACCCUAGUGUUUUGACUUUUGGGGUUUGGUCAAAACGGGUCGGGUUGGGUGGCAAUCGGAUCCUUCUUUGCUUUGCAAUUUUUGCUUCUGGUUUUUGGGUUACGACGAAAUUGUAUGGGUCAAGAGAUGAGAAGCAAAAAUUGGAAGGUAAUAAAAAUAAGGGAAAUAAUGUAAAUGUGUACAUUUUAAAAAUAACUCUUUAAAUAUACUUGUAUUUAUAUAAUUUUUUUUUACAAUAAAUAUCUGUCGUCUGAUUUUUUCGGGGUAGAAUUAUACUUUUGAUCCCUUAUAUUUGGUUCAAUUCGACUUUUGGUUCCGGUUGUUCUAAAGUAAAAAAAAAUCACCUCUAGUGUUCAAUUUUAAACA
Molecule: messenger RNA, 1938 nt
Organism: Erythranthe guttata (spotted monkey flower)
Lineage: Eukaryota; Viridiplantae; Streptophyta; Magnoliopsida; Lamiales; Phrymaceae
Product: Eukaryotic aspartyl protease family protein
Cellular component (GO): extracellular region
Source: RefSeq, a predicted model, not a curated record